AGAAAAGGAAGGGGAGGGGGGGACACACCAAAGACUCUGCGUGGCAGUAUUUUUCAUCAACAAAACCCAGACCCAUCCGGGCUGUUGUCUGGAAGGAAAGGGGCGCAAGAUCGAAUUUCUCUCUGCAGAUCCUGCCCUCUCCAAGCUACGAGUUGGAGUUGUACCUGAAGUUGCUGAAUGCAAGCUAUUCUGAGUUCCUCCAAGCGUGGCGACGGCGGCGGCGGCUAGAUGUGCGUGGGUGCUUAACUCUUUCCCGGCUCUCUGGAUUUGUACCAUGCUCAAGAUCCUCACGAAGAAGCUCAGGAAUCAGAGUUUGAAUGAGAUCCAGCCCUUCCAGUUAAAGAUCUCCUAUCCCCCGAGUGAUGAGGAAGACAGUGAUGACUCUGAGGGAGAGAACCAGGAACUUGCUCAGAUUGACAAAGAGAGAAGACGGAAUUGCACCUUGACCCCCCUGGCAACCAAUCAGCUGCAGAACCAAGAAAACCAGUGCUGCAAAGUAAGAGCCCAUUUUCCUCCUGGGCUGGACCGCCACAGCUCUGAAGAGGAGCUGGAACGUAUUAGCUGCGAAUUUGCUGCCGAGAAGCGGAAGUGGUCCCAGAUCAACAGGCUCUCCUGCUGCGGUGACAGCUGCAAUACCUCCUCCAGCGAUGAGGAGGUGAAGAACUUGUGUGGUAUGUCGUUCCGGCCGGUGGCAGAAGCAGCGGAUGGCUUGCAUGCCACCCCUAGCCCAGUGCUUUUCAGUGCCUCCCCUCCCAAGAGACUCCAGCCCUUGGUACGGACCCCAACAUCCCGGCCUCUCAUCUUCACGAGCGUCGGAGCCAGCUAUGAGCAAGCGAUGCCUUGUAAGCGGCACCGGCAAGGUUAUGGAGACAAAGUCAGCCGGCCCAGCCUUGACCUGGAAAAAAUGCAGCAGAAGAUGCUGUUUAAGAAGAAUUGUGGCACGAAGACGAGAAUCAUCAAAAUUCGGCACAUCCAUGGGAGCCGACCACCACCUCACUUUGUGUAUGACCCCUCGGCCUUCGCAUUCCGAUCCCUGAGCACCUUGAAGCCUCUGAGCCCGAUAGCUCCAGUUGAAGAACCAUCAUGUGCCUACUGAAGGAGUUAACGCCAAACUCUCAGGAAUCCUCAUUCCAACCAACUUCCCAGCAGGGACUGGGUGUGGGAGGGCAUGUUUUUGUUUUUUUGUUUUGCAAUAACCACCAAGAUUGUUGGUAACAGGAGAUGGGUGGCUUUUCUCUUGCCUGUUUUUCAUGCCGUCAUAACUUCCGAAGAUUUGCAGAAAGGGAAUGUAUGUGCAUUGAGCAAGCGCAGCUCAUAAGCCAUAGUACAGUUAUCAAGAUGGUGUCUGAUAAUGCAGAAAGCUGUUUUUCUUACGAUUAAUAUUUGGCAUCUUGCCCUAAUGAAUGUGGUGGAAUGUGAAGAAUAAGCAGGGUUCUAUCAUUUCCCUCCCCAAAUCUAAUGGGAGUUGUUCUCUGUAGCCCAGUGGACCUUGCCAAUAAUUAGAAUACUCUCUGGUCUCAUCAACUAAAGGUCAAAGUGGAUCUGGCUUAGCUGCCCCUGGAGGGUGGACCAGAUCUUCUUUGUGCAACCACAUUACAAGGCUGGAACAAGAAGCACAUUGAGGUUGUGCAGCCCCAGGGUCACCUUGAGACAUGGCACAAACACACACUUCUAGAGUACGUCCCAAAGGAUUUUCUCAUCUGCAGAGUUCACUAACGUCACAUGUUCUAGAAUAUGCCAUGGAGCCCCAGGAUGUUUUCUGUCUGGGCAGAUGUUAGCCAGAAGGUACUCAGGAAAGAAGAUGGGGCGGGAAGAGGCACAAUUUCCUCUCACUUCGGCUACAAAAUCCCUUAUUGAGCCAUGCAGGCAUCACUUCCUUGGGCGCCGUCCCCAUCUGGCUGGGGAAUAUGUAUGAAAACCGUAAGUGCAUGGUUGGGUUCCCAACCAUGUGUUUGGCUCCAUCCAUGUGAUCACACCACUCACAUCCUGCAGCUGCAUGGGUUAGCACUGCAGGGGAUAGAAUAAUGUGUGCUUGGGUUGCCUUUGAUUUAUAUUCACUGCACUAGUUGAGAUAUAAUAGGCACUGGGAGCAAACGCCAGCUCUCAGCUGGCUGUUCAGUUGACUCUUUGUAGAUAUGAGUGAGGGAGAAAGAGGAAGACAACAUAUAUUUUACUAGCAGCAUCUUUAUGGGGGCCGGAAUGCUGCUUUAACACGACUGCAGCCCCCUCUGCUCCACAUUGAUGAUCUUUCUUCUUGCUUGUCUGCAUUGACGUAAGAGGGGCCAGUUUUUGGUGCUGUUAAAUGGCCCAGAUUUCACAACAGGGAUGGGAACCUAGGAUUCUCCAGGUGAUGUUGGACUGCCAUCAGUCCCAGCCAGCAUGGCUAAUGGUUAGGGAUUAUGGGAGUUGUAGUCCAGCCAAAUCUGGAGGGCCACAGAAUUUGCUGCCUCUGUUUACAGGGUCCCCUGCAAACCAGAUGAAAUCUACAGUGUCUCUUGGGCCUACACUGUUUUCUCUAGUUAUGUGAUUUCAAAGAUGUGUAUUCAGACAUCUGUCUUAUUAGCGUACUGUAAUAAUAUGGUGUACAAUCGAGCAACAGUUUCUGAUGUGUAAUCACCAUUUUUAAUUUUGAAAAAAAUGUAUGCAAAACAAUAUUUGGGAAAUGUGAGUCUGCCAUAGCAUGAACAACUUCUCUGAAACUUGGGGAGGAAUUAAGUGUCGUGCUGUUCUGAUCAUUCCAUCAGCGCAAACUUUUCUGCUUGCCAGACAAAAUUACCCCCUUCAACCCACACACUGUUCUAGGAGGUUCUCCUCCUGACCCCCCAGAGCAGAUUUGGAGGAGGGGGGGAGAGAAGCCCCAUUGCACUAGCAGGAGCCUUUGCACUAGCUUCUGCUAGCAUGCUGGGUUAAUUGAACCUGGGCCAUAGAUCUUAAUCUUGGCCAUAGAACAUUCCGUAUAGAAAAAGCCAACCUCAGUUGCUCAUGUUCCCUUUGGAAUCUCAAGUCCAGAAUCUUUCCAAGCUGCGAGUAUGAGUUGACUCUGAUGCCUUAAGUCCUCCCUGCACAUAGGUGGCAGUGGAUGGAAUGUUUGUGAUAACGGAGUCAAUGCUUUGGGUUGUUUUUUUUACUGCCCCAUCCCAUGAAAGAAAAAUUCGGUGGUGCGCACAGACUUCUUUUCACCAGCAUCAAUGAAAUAAAAAGCAGGCUGCUUUCUGUCCGCUGGCUUGCUCUCAUAAGAACAAAAUCAACAAGGAAUGAAAUAAGGCAGGUCUUUUUUUGAAACAUUUCCAGUUAAAAGAGCGGAAAUUUGCUUCCUUGUCUUUUAUUGCUAUAUUUGCAGGCUCUAUGGUCAACAAUGCAUGAUGGGAUUUGUAAUCUUUAUGGGCUUUAGCCUCCCUAUAUGACAAGGGCAAAUGUAACCUAGUUUGCCGUUUCUGCGAGUUAGGUUUGGCCUACAAACAGCCAGCAUGAAUCGUGGUCAGGAAAGGUUUGGGGUGCUACUUCCCCUGCCUAGAGCCAACUGCUUGUCCCACAGACACUACAGAGUGCUCCCCCCCCCCCUUGCUAAACAGGACGACUAUUUCUGAUUGGCCCCGAAUAUGCCGUCUCAGAUGAUGCUCCAAGAUGAAGGAAUGGAGGGGAGACGAACCUCUGUUAAUGUUGCCUUUCUUUAGUACUUUUGUAACAUUUCUCUCUCUGUGGUUUUUCAAUCAAAACAAUAAAGUUACAUUUUAACUGCUGCUA
Messenger RNA from Lacerta agilis (Sand lizard), 3744 nucleotides. RefSeq lists its product as uncharacterized. The record is from RefSeq and is a predicted model, not a curated record. The transcript has 5 exons. Bases 275 to 1096 code for a protein of 273 amino acids. Lineage: Eukaryota; Metazoa; Chordata; Lepidosauria; Squamata; Lacertidae.